CGUCAAUCUCAAUCCUCCUCGCCAUACUUGGAUCACCUCCUUCACGGACAUGGUCGGAGAUUUGGUGUACAGCAGCUGGAGAGGAUGACUGAGAUUUGAGAUAGAGAAUGGGGGUUUUUGGGACGGCGGUGGGAAACCAUGGGAAUCUCUCGGAAUUGGAGUUUUAGAAACAAAAACAAACAAUAAACAAGCAUUAUUCUGUCCGCAGAGAUUUUCGGCAAGAACAAUUUGGAAAACUCAAGUUGUGGAGGUGGGAUUAAUCAAUGAGGUCUGAAAUACUAGCGGUUCAAUUUGUCUUCCUUUUCUGAUCGUGAAACUGUUCCAACUGUUUUUUCCGAGCUAAAUCCAUGCCUCCCAAACCCUAGCUUCAAGUCAAUCAACAGUCUGCCUCUCCGGCGCAAUACAGGUACGUAUCCCACUCUGUUUUGAACAAGUUGGUUGAAGGAAAUCGGCUUCUUAUUUGGUGGGAUUGGUCCCUCCGAAGCUUAGACUAGUUGCUCCAUAUCUCAAAACGUUUCUCCUUUCUGGGUAUUUUGAGAGCAUCCGUUUCGAGUCUGCUCCACUUCUUUCAGUAGUUUCAAUUCAACUAGAUGAUGUGAUCGAAGACGAGGUUGAGAAGCCUAGCAUGGUUGCUAUGUGUGCUUCUCUUCCAGCACUCCCAACAACUUUAUGUUAGCUUCGAGUUCCUGGAGGUAAAUCUGCUUCCUUAUGUUGGUCCUACUUGCAAUUUUGCCAACACAAGUUUAAUCUCUCUACUCAUUCCUGUGUGUGGUGCCCUUCUCAAGUUACCCUGAAAAUGAAGAUGGUUGUUUCCAAUGUCUUCUAGAGGUGAGGAUCCUCGGCAGCCAUGGCUCACAGCUUGAACUAGACCUGUUGAAAUUUGUGUUAGCCAAAGCAGCGUUACUCCGCAGGGUUGUCAUUAAGCCUUCUGAUGAACUGGGUUGUGAAUUGGGUCUUAGGUUUUUGAAGGAGGUGACACAAUAUAGGCGAGUAUCAAAAGAUGCAGAAGUAAUAUAUGUAGUUUGAUAAGACAAUCUGGAGGAUUGUCUGAAGGUUGGCAAUUUUGUUGUAGCGUUUUGUAUUGCCACGCCUUCUUGUUGGGGAAAACUAUGCCCUGCUUUGCUGUUGUUUGUAAAGUUAAUCUGUUGCCUUGCUUUCACAUUGCAACGACGGACUCUUCUGCUUGCCUGCAAACCUUUUGUCAAGGAGCCAAAAUUUAUGUCUUUUUAACCCUCAUAAAUCCUGCUAGCAGGACCUUCAGCUGGCUAACACAACCAACCUGAACUGUGAGCCUACGCUAGUUUGGGGAACUCUUGAUCAAACAAACAGAAACGCGCCCCAAUCCCAUAGCAUCACAGUCUAUACGGCUCACUGCAAGGACUUCUAACAGGUGAAGAUUAGGAAGCCUGGCGGGCAUAUUUCUAUCACCUGCAGCAAGGGACUAAGAGAAAACCAAGCCCAAUAUAUCACAGCAUGAAUGAACACAGCAAUUGAGCAGAAGCUUUACAUGAAUGGCAAUUUGCUUCAGUGUUUUGGAGAAUUUGGAUGGAAUCAAAUGCACGCAUAUUCAGAGACGCAAAAUCCACAUCUUUCUCCACAACUGCUGUUCUCCAAAACAUUUGCAGCAGGAACUUUGCUAACAGUAUCCCUGCCACUUAUGGAAAAGCUUUUCCUCUUUGCUAUAUGAAUCGCAGUUUUCCACCCUCCAUGAAACUCCCCGCAGCUAGCGUUGUCAUGCCAAGCAGCUUUUCCCUUAAAUUACAGUAUGUUUUUCUUCAAUAAUUCUCCUUCUCAUUUCCUGACACCCAUCCUUAGGAAUAAGUCCUGUUUCUCCACAUUAUCUGACUCUAGCUAAGACAUGAGUUUGUUGCUCAUUACUUUGUUUACUUCCAUCAUGAACUUGCUGCAGGUAAUAUUCCCAGCAGACUUCCGAUUGCUUUUCACCAUUUGAAAGUUCCCGCUAUACGAUCUUGUUGGUUUAUGCCUUACUACAAUGGUUUUCUUGCGGAGGAUGCUGUCUUUUGUUUGAUAAGGAGUUCCCCGAACUUGCAAACACAUACAAUGGAAUGGAGGUUGGUUUUCAGAUCCUCCAAAAAAAUUUGCAUGCUCACCGACCUUAGGUAUUCAGAUCCUCCUUGGUCCUUGAGUAAUACUUUUUGUAGCUGGAAUGAGAGGCAAGCUACCGCUUGUUCCUACAAGGCAAAAUAAGUUUGACGCUGUGCU
Messenger RNA from Linum trigynum, 2223 nucleotides. The record is from the annotation of a GenBank genome assembly. NCBI's taxonomy places the organism in Eukaryota, Viridiplantae, Streptophyta, Magnoliopsida, Malpighiales, Linaceae.